GUUUUGGAUAAAACUUUUGACAACUCUUUGAAUGAAAUGAUAAUCGCUUUGAAAGACAAUUAAAAAUAACUGGAUAGCUAUGGGAAGUCAUUGGCUGGACGUGUGGAGGAAUCUUCGGGAGCAGAGGGACCCCGACUUUGAUAAGGCCCGGGAUGUGAAGACAACGGAUUAUCCCAAUUAUGAUGUGAUCCAAGACUAUGAUCAUCGCCAGGAAGUGCUCGAAGGCGCCGGUCUCUUAGUUGGCGCAGGCUAUGGCUUCUUCGUGGGUCUGUUUGUUGGUCUGCCGUACAGUUCAUACAAAUAUAAGAGGUUGGGCUAUAGAGACUACAAACUGAUGGAGAGAUUGUGUUUUCCGAUGAUUAAGAGUGCAGUCUUCGGGUCAGUGGUAGGGCUGGUCAUCGGCGCUGUUCUGGAGCUGAGACGGGAGGGCCGGCACGUGAGGGACGGCUAUUAUAAUGCCAAAGUGGGCACUAAAUCCACUCAAAGCUAG
This is a messenger RNA of Oppiella nova, 490 nucleotides long. NCBI's taxonomy places the organism in Eukaryota, Metazoa, Arthropoda, Arachnida, Sarcoptiformes, Oppiidae. The record is from the annotation of a GenBank genome assembly.